This is a messenger RNA of Coffea eugenioides, 543 nucleotides long. RefSeq lists its product as uncharacterized. NCBI's taxonomy places the organism in Eukaryota, Viridiplantae, Streptophyta, Magnoliopsida, Gentianales, Rubiaceae. The transcript has a single exon. The record is from RefSeq and is a predicted model, not a curated record. The coding region runs from base 1 to 543 and encodes 180 amino acids.
AUGGGCAACUAUGUAUCUUGUACCCUUUCUGGGCCUGCUAGCAAGCAAUCUCGCGGCAUAAAGAUUAUUUUCCCUGGUGGCGAAAUUAGACACUUUUACGAACCGAUGAAGGCAGCAGAGCCCAUGUUUGAAACGCCCGGAUUCUUUCUUGUGAAUACAAAGUCUCUGCAGAUAGGAAGAAGGUUCUCUGCUCUCAAUGCAGACGAAGACUUGGAGAUAGCCAACGUUUAUGUUAUGUUUCCUAUGAAAAGAGUGAAUUCUGUUGUCACAGCGGCUGAUUUGGGAGCUUUGUUCAUCCAAGCUAAAUCAUCUGCUAAAAGGGUGUCCCUGAAAAGAGUGAGGAUCUUGCCGGAAUGCAAUGCCCCGGCGGCGCUAGAAAUUGUGCAGCCUCAGCCUAAAACCACUGAAGCUGCAGUACCCAAGUUGAAUUUGGAUGACAUUGAAGAGUUUUCAACGCCUGAAUUCAGGCACAGAUUGUCUAUGUGCAGAUCAAAGAAGCCUUUGCUAGAGACUAUAGCUGAGGAACCGGUUUGCUCAAGAUGA